CAGUCGAAAACUUCACAUCGGCGAGUCAGUGAGCGUUUCUUGGCAAAACUAGUGUUAGCUGCAAAAAACGAGGGACCACAUCCAACAGACCAAGAGUCCAACAGUCAUGGUAGGAGACCACCUACUCCAGGACCAGUGUUGCCAGUGGACCAUGGAUCGACCAGAAGUAGUUUUAUCGUAAACUGAUGUCUUCCAGUGAGGUUUACAGAAAACUGUAAUUUUUAAAUAUAAUUGUUGGUUACAAGAACUGAGUCUACUAGAACAGCAGCAGACUAGAACAUGUCGUCCAAAAGAUCAUCUGAUGAGCCCGUGCAAAGUGGAGGGAAAAGACCAAGACUUGAAUCGGAAAACGAGGAAAGCAAUGACAUUAAGGAAACAUUACCUGUUCCCAUUAAGAGUAAAUACUAUCCACCAAAAUGGAUUUUCCGUGACAAAUACACUCAAGAUGGCGAUGCGCGAGUGAAUGAGCCAGAAGGGAUGGCUGGAACCAACAACAGUGAUUUGGCAACAAUAUUCUACCAUAGCAGAUAUACUAGAGAAGACAUCCAAGGAACAAGCGAUAGAAUGAAUAGAUAUUCAUGUAAUGCUGGAGCAUUGCAGUUGUAUGAAAAAGACGGAAGAAGAAAGUACACCAUACCAGGAAAAGAAGAAGUGGAAUAUAAUGCUAUUUCGUAUCCAAUCGAAGAUUUUAACGGUAAACCAACAACUCUUGGUCAUGUUGAGAAAAUCUUGAUGUUACAAGUGCUGGAUGAUUUCAUUGAAGCUGAUUCUGGGAAAUCUGGUAUCCCUCCGCGGCCUAGUGACUACAAAGACGACACAAAUACACAACAUGACUACAAAGUUUUAAACAAUUUGACUGAGAAAGCCAGUGAAUACAAACAAUAUUUAAAGAGCAAGGAUUUAAUAGUCAAGAUGUGGUCUGAACGACAAGCAUGUGACAAGUGGAAACUCAAAGGUGAAGCUUGCUCUAAGUUUAUUGAAGAUAUCUGUCCUGAGGGCAGUCAGUAUGGUUAUAUAGUUGAGUUAAAAUCCUUUCCAAGUAUGAAAGUUGAAAAGAGAGAAGUAAAAAAAAGGUUUACAAGGUUAAAAAACGCUUAUCUAAAAUACUCAAAAAAUAGAUCUUGAGUUUUAUUUCUAAAUAUCUACCGAACACCAACAUUCAUUUCCCCAGAUUAUACAAA
Molecule: messenger RNA, 1181 nt
Organism: Macrosteles quadrilineatus (aster leafhopper)
Lineage: Eukaryota; Metazoa; Arthropoda; Insecta; Hemiptera; Cicadellidae
Exons: 3
Coding region: 280-1125 (281 amino acids)
Source: RefSeq, a predicted model, not a curated record